Trichomonas vaginalis G3 is the source of this 1185-nucleotide messenger RNA. Its product is annotated as ATP binding. Gene Ontology annotation, biological process: Arp2/3 complex-mediated actin nucleation. Bases 1 to 1185 code for a protein of 394 amino acids. Lineage: Eukaryota; Parabasalia; Trichomonadida; Trichomonadidae. The record is from RefSeq and is a predicted model, not a curated record. Gene Ontology annotation, cellular component: actin cortical patch; Arp2/3 protein complex. The transcript has a single exon. Gene Ontology annotation, molecular function: actin filament binding.
AUGAAUCUCUUCGAUAAUACAUAUCACGCUCUUGUUUAUGAUCUUGGAUCAGCAAUGUUCCGUGCUGGCUUUGCUGGCUCGGCAUAUCCAGAAAUUAGUGUUAUUUCGGCAGGAAUGGUCAAGGAAGAAGGAAGUAAAGAAUUUUUGAUCGGAGAUGACAAUAUUCUUUCAAAAAGAUUACACAACGAAAUAAUUCCGCUUGUAGAUGAAUCUGGAUUAAUUUCUAACCCAGAUAUUUUAAGUUCAUUUUUACAAUAUACUCAUCAACGCUUAAAUGAGGACGAUCCGCAUUCCAUGUCCGCUAUUUUCACUCAACCUGCGCAUAUGAUCGUUGAUAGUGAUUUUGCAAAAACAUGGCGUACAAAUAUUGCUCAAACAGCCUUCGAAACAAUGGAUUACGCUAAUAUUUGUAUUACUUCAGAUGCAUUACUCGGUGCCUAUGCUCAUUGUUAUCAUACUGCUACUGUUAUUGAUUUUGGAUGGUCAAGUAUCAGAGUUGUUCCAGUUGUAGAAGGAAAACCAUUACUUGGAUGUGUGAGAUACCAUAUUUGUGGUGGAAUGGUCCUAUCACAAAUGCUCGUUGACCGUUUGAAAUCUCGAGAUAUUCAUGUUUUAGAUUUUUCAAGAGGAAAGAAUACGAAACAGCAAAGUUCUUACAUCGAGCGUAGAACAAGUGCUGAUAUUCUCAAGCAAACAUGUUACUUCCAUACAGGAGAAAUCGAAGAUGAAACUGAAAACAUUGCUUCAAUCAAUGGACAACUUGUUGAUGUCAAAAAUGAUAUGAACUUCUUGUCCGGUAUCAUGUGGAACAAAUUGGACGCUGAUCAGGAAGAAAACGGUUCAUCAGAUAUUCUUCCUCUCAAUUCCUUGAUAGAAGAUGCUAUUUACAAUGCCCCUGAUCAGUACAAGAAGGCCCUUUGGUCGAAUAUCGUUACAUGUGGAGGAUUUUCCACAAUUGAAGGUUUCCAAGCCAAAAUUUUGGACGCCUUCAAAUACGAUAAGACAUUCAAUAGAAAAGUUCACUUUCCAAUGCAUGAAAUCGUUGCUGGCGACUUUUGCGUUUGGACUGGCGGAUCUAUCCUUUCUUCUUCACCUGUGUUCGAUAGAUACUUGGUCUCGAAGGCUGAUUAUGCUGAUUAUGGUGAAGAAUUGCUCAAGAUCAAAUGUGAACCAUCACAUGAAUAA